Messenger RNA from Phyllostomus discolor (pale spear-nosed bat), 2009 nucleotides. RefSeq names its product G protein subunit alpha transducin 2 (gene GNAT2). Gene Ontology annotation, molecular function: G protein-coupled receptor binding; GTP binding; GTPase activity. The coding region runs from base 215 to 1279 and encodes 354 amino acids. The transcript has 8 exons. NCBI's taxonomy places the organism in Eukaryota, Metazoa, Chordata, Mammalia, Chiroptera, Phyllostomidae. Gene Ontology annotation, cellular component: photoreceptor outer segment; photoreceptor inner segment; heterotrimeric G-protein complex. Gene Ontology annotation, biological process: adenylate cyclase-modulating G protein-coupled receptor signaling pathway; detection of chemical stimulus involved in sensory perception of bitter taste. The record is from RefSeq and is a predicted model, not a curated record.
CAGCUGGGGCAGGAGUCCCGGCCAAGGCAGGGAGGGAGCAAGAUCCAGAGCCUGCUCCUUCCCCCGGCCCCCUGGCGACCGGCUUUUUGGGACUGAGACACUGAUGCCCAAUCCCGAUUUCCUUUUCCUCCUCCUUUCCUCUCACAGGUAGGAACCCCCGAGGGGGGAAGCAGAAGGGCCCGGAGGAAGCGGCCUGGGAGGGGACGGCAGGAAGAUGGGGAGUGGAAUCAGCGCGGAGGACAAGGAGCUGGCCAAGCGGUCCAAGGAGCUGGAGAGGAAGCUGCAGGAGGAUGCGGACAAGGAAGCCAGGACCGUGAAGCUGCUGCUGCUGGGGGCCGGGGAGUCGGGGAAGAGCACCAUCGUCAAGCAGAUGAAGAUCAUCCACCAGGACGGCUACUCUCCGGAGGAGUGCCUGGAGUACAAGUCCGUCAUCUACGGCAACGUGCUGCAGUCCGUGCUGGCCGUUGUCCGGGCCAUGUCCGCGCUGGGCAUCGACUACGCCGAGCCCAGCCGUGCGGAGGACGGGCGGCUGCUCAGCCACCUGGCCGACUCCGUCGAGGAGGGCACCAUGCCCCCUGAGCUGGUGGCGGUCAUCGGGAGGCUGUGGCGGGACGGCGGGGUGCAAGCCUGCGUGGACAGAGCCGCGGAGUACCAGCUCAACGACUCGGCCUCCUACUACCUGAACCAACUGGACCGGAUUACGGCCCCCGGCUACCUCCCCAGUGAGCAAGAUGUGCUGCGCUCCAGAGUCAAAACCACAGGCAUCGUGGAGACCAAGUUCUGCGUCAAGGACUUGAACUUCAGGAUGUUUGACGUGGGAGGGCAGCGGUCGGAGCGCAAGAAGUGGAUCCACUGCUUCGAGGGGGUCACCUGCAUCAUCUUCUGCUCGGCCCUCAGCGCCUACGACAUGGUGCUGGUGGAGGACGACGGAGUGAACCGCAUGCACGAGUCGCUGCACCUGUUCAACAGCAUCUGCAACCACAGGUUCUUCGCGGCCACGUCCAUCGUCCUCUUCCUCAACAAGAAGGACCUCUUUGAGGAAAAGAUCAAGAAAGUCCAUCUCAGCAUCUGUUUUCCAGAGUACGGCGGGAACAACUCUUACGAAGAUGCAGGGAGUUACAUCAAGAGUCAGUUCCUCGACCUCAACAUGCGAAAAGACGUCAAGGAGAUCUACAGCCACAUGACCUGCGCCACGGACACGCAGAACGUCAAGUUCGUGUUCGACGCGGUCACGGACAUCAUCAUCAAAGAGAACCUCAAGGACUGCGGGCUCUUCUGACCGCCGCCGCUUCCCGAGUGUGCGCCGUGCUGAUGGGACCGGGGUCCAGGCGCUCUCCAGCGGGACACCACGCGCCGUGACCCGGGGAUGAGGGCACCCUCCCCUGGAGACGGGGCAGGCAUGGUCGGGACGGCCCUCCCACCUGUGCUCGUGGCAGGGCGGCCCGCGCAGUUUAAAGAGCCCAAGGCCAGCAGUCCGAAGACCCGGGUUCCAGCACUGGUUCUGCACCUUACUGGAAAGUGUAAACACGUCCUUUGUCUGAGCGUGAGUCCCUCCCCUCCAAAACGAAGACCGUCCACUGCUCUGCUGCCUCUCAGGGUUACUCUGACCAUCACAAAUGUAACAGAAGGGAGGGUGCAGAAAGGCUGUGUGGUUAGUCUCGGACAGAAACCCUGCAUGGCGGCUGCCGUCUGGGAAACGCAGCACCGGGUUUCCCGAUGAACUGCCCCAAGCAAAGCAGAAAACAACAACAGAACCACACCAUGAAAAACAAGCCAUCAAGCUAAGGCAACACUGAGAUCUGUCAGUGGUGGGUUCCUAAGAUCUGGAUGGCUGGAGAGGCAAGUUAGUGUCCAAGGCACGUACCUAAAAACAAUCAUCUUUACUAAGCAUAGACUCUCCCUCCUCCCUCCUCCACGCUGCUAACGAGACAAAGUUUCCUUUAGCUCUAAGUAACUGUUUCUCAGCUACACAAGCCACUUUCUGAGUAAACUGGGAGCGUGUCAACACA